This is a messenger RNA of Closterium sp. Yama58-4, 1008 nucleotides long. Lineage: Eukaryota; Viridiplantae; Streptophyta; Zygnematophyceae; Desmidiales; Closteriaceae. The record is from the annotation of a GenBank genome assembly.
AUGGCGAGGAAAUUGGCGGAAAUUCUGAGCGCGAGGGCGGAAGGUAGCGUGUACGCGGAUGCAGCUGUGAAGGCUGCUGCUUCUGCUGCUGCUGCUGCUGCCGCCGCCGCUGCUGCUGCUGGUGUUGCGGGUGGUGCUGCUGACUUGUUGCAACAUACGAACAGGUUUUCUCUCCCACCGAUUGGUGCUGAUGGGUCGUCAAAGUUUGUUGCGCCGCCCGCUGCCUCGCUUAAGGAAGCCUUGUCGCCACGUGGAUUUGAUCUCCGCUCAUUGGUCGGGAGAUACAUGAGCCACGUGGACCUCAAACAACAGCCUGACGUGGAGGUGGCGGAAGGCAUGGGAGAGGUGGGAGAGGGCGGCGGAGAUGAUAUGCUGGGCGGCGGAGAAGGGGACGACGGAGGAGCAUCCGAGGGCGGCAGUGGGGGCGGCAACAGCAACGGCAAUGGCGACGCCGACGGCGGCGACGGCAACAAAAAGAAAAUGCGGCUGUCGCAGGAUCAGAUCUCCAUGCUUGAGCAGGUCUUCCAGAAGCACCCGAAGCUGGUGGCUCGGCAGAAGGCGAGCCUGGCGGAGAGGCUCGGCGUGCGGGUGCGGCAGGUGGAGGUGUGGUUUCAGAACCGGCGGGCGCGCACCAAGGUGAAGCAGACAGAGGCGGAGCUUGAGGGGCUGAGGAGGCGCUGCCAGCAGCUGGCAGAGGAGAAUAAGCGGCUCAAGCUGCAGCUGGCUGCACAGGAGAAGGGGGGGACCGAGAGGGGGAGCGGGAAGAGGGAGAGGGAGGGGAAGAGGGGGAGAGGGGAAGGGAAGUGGGAGCAUGAGAUGGGGAUGAAUGCUGGGGGUUCAGUAAAAAAGGUCAAGGUUGAGAGUUCAAUUGAGUGGGAGGUGUGUGGCUCAUGUAGGGAAAAUGAGAAGCAAGGGGCCAAGCGAGGGGAGGAGGAGGCAGCGCAUCAGGCUUUGGCAUCCAAUGAGGAGGAUGCUACGGCUGGGAAACAAUUGAGGAUGUUUUUGUGA